UAUAUGUUGACAACAGACACUUUGCAUGUGUUUCUAAGUGUCAAGGAAAGUGAUGUUCAGUUUGUUUUUGUAGUUGAAACCUUUAAUAUAAUUUUAGUGUCGUAUGAUUUUAGUCUGAGGGUACUGCAGACGUAUUAAUCUAUGGGAAGAAGAAAAAUUAUUAUAUCUGAGCAAAAUGUCGAAUGUUUUAUGGUGGUGAUUCAGGGUCUGACGUGACGUUUGUGUAGAAAUUAAUCUACCUGAUGCGGUAAUUUAUUAACAUCAAUAGUACAGAAUGUCCCACUUACCAGAGAGACGUAAGAAAAGCAAAAAUUCCGGUAUAGGAAGACGAAAUUCAAAAGCACUGUCAGGUUCUUCUAGCAGUUAUGAGAAAGAAUCUUCGGAGAACGAUGGUCCUGUCCCUGUAUCACUCCAUUCUGGACAUAGAUCAAGUGACAAAGGAACAAUACCUGAUACAAAAGGUGAAACGACAGGAAGUAAAUUCAGCAGUUAUUUCCCCCUUGCUAGUGGAGAGCCAGUGAAAGAGGUUCUAGCGUCGCAAGAUACGCAGGAAGUUUUUUUGACGAGUUCAGAUGGUGGCGUUGGUCGAGUACCGUCACCGUCGUCAGCAUCGAGCGUUGCUUCUGCUCGACGCCUAGAAUGGGAUAGCGGUGCUGAUGUUGGGUACAACCUACAUUAUACAGAUGAUACCAGGAAUGAUGAGAAGCGCCUGAGCACAAUUGAAAGGCUGGCCCUUGCACAAGGCCAUUUAGCCGUGUUUCCAGAGAGGUCUGAGCCAGAAGGGAAAUCUGGACCCACUGCAGUAAUAAAUACCAUGACACCAGGGACAAGUGUUAAAUCUACUGCAUCAAGAACUGCCGCUGCACACUCUACACCAAUUGAUACAUCACAGAUUAGAAGUGCUACCCUGUGUACAACUAAAAGUGAAAAUGAUAUUACACCAAUUAUACAACUUGAUAAUAAAGUGCUUCUGCAGAAUGUAAACCAAAGCUGUAGUCAUUCUGAUGCAUCAGUUCGAGAAAACAAAAGUGAAGGAAGGAAACUGGAAAUGUCAGAAGUCAAAGAGACAGUACAAACAACCCUAGAAAAGGAGGACAAUAGAUGUGCUGAGAACUGUAAUCUGGAAAGAACAGGAAGCUGCUCAUUGGUAGAUUUAAGACCAAAUCAGUUGUCGGAUGAAAAAGUAAGUCCUAACCUCCAUAGAAGCCAGAGUGACAUAAAUCUCUUGCUGAAACCAUCAGAUUGCAAUACACAGAAACCAGAGGUACAAUUUGGAAUUCAUAAUCCUCAUGCCAAUAAUCUAGCUAUGGCUGCAGCCCACUCAGCUUCAUCAUCUUCCAUAGCAACAAUUGUAAAUAACAGACCUCCACAAAGAAAACCUGACAGUUUGAAAAAUCUGGGAAAAGUAUCUAUGUCCAUUCAGACAGAUCACAAUGCAUUAUCUCACAGUGGUAGCUCAUCUCAGGCUAGUGAUACCCCUGUAAGUAGUAGGAGUUGUAAAGAAAGAUUAAUGGCCUCCAACAAUGUUGACAGAGUCUUGAUUGGUGCAGAAAGUAUUGAAUUUGUGAAAGGAAAGCAGUAUGUUGCUGACAAGACUGUUAGCAAUUUUGGAAUACAAACUGAGUUAUCUAGCAGCAUUGUUCAAGUGCAAAGGGAGGGGAGAAAGUAUGAAGAUGAUAAAUGUAGUCACUGUCCAGGUAGAACUUGCAAAGGGGCUCACAAGAAAGUUCAUGGACAACAGAGGCCAGAUACAGACACUCUUGUAAAAGAACGAGACAGAAAUCCAUGCCUCGGUGGUGUAAUUCAAACUGUACAGUCAGAAGCUUCAAGGUGUGCCACAAAUGGAGCAGAACAAUCACAUGAAACAACAGUGAGUGCUUCUAAUAUCAAUCAAGCAAUUUCUUCGGGAAUGACAGUUGAGGUGAGUGGAGCAAUUGACAGUGCCAACAGCUUUGAGUAUGUGCCAGGAGAAAUUUAUCAAAGGCAUAUAAACAACAGAGCUGAUACUGUCAAAAACUUUAGCCCAGGAGAGGAGAGACCACAUUCUGCUCCAUCUGAUGUGACAUCAGCAUGUACAAAAUCUGAUGUCACUGAUAGUGGUGAAGUACAGGCAUCUGGUGCUAGUACACUAGCUCGUGAUUUGGAAAAGAGUGUUCAGAUGUUGCAAAAACUGGUGGAAAAUCACAAAUCAGAUGCUGCACUGCGGAAGAAGCUAGUACGAUCCGUUGUAGACAAGCUUGUUAGCAGCAAUUAUGAUGAUGAUCAAGACGAUGAUCGUGAGAGACCAAGUAAGCAGGAGGUUUUGAGACAGAAAAGUGAUAUGAUUUACAUGGGAAAUGUGCAGGAACAAUUCCAGAGGUCAUCUCGAAGUGUGGGUGUUGGCUGCUCUAGCAAGUCCUUGUCAUCAUCAAAUCAGUCAACACAGUCACAGUCACAGACACCUAGUACAAGUAGAUGUGUCGGGCAAGGACAUUCCACUCUGAAGAAAGUGCACCCGAUGGUGUCCCUCUCCACCACAAGUGGCAGUGUGUCAUUACCUGUUCCUGCGGAUAGUUGCACUGAUGCAACACCUGGUGAUGAGUAUUACAGUUCCUCUCUUACAAAUUCUUCAGCGAGUAAUAGGAACCGAAUGCACUGGAGACAGAUGAAAACAGUAUCGGAACAAGGAUUUGACAAGCAGCAUUCAAAGUCCGAUGAAUCUGCUUUGAAAUCACAGCUGCUCAAAUUUUGUGAAACAGAGCGAGGGAAUCAACUGUCAUGGAUUCAGUUUGAAAUCGAACAUCUCUCUAAUUUGAAACAGUUUUUAAUGGGCCAGAAGAGUUUAACAAGAAGCCUGGAAAGUCUGUAUGAAAAUAGGCAGAAAUUACCAACAAGGCAGUUUACCAAAUGUGCUUCUGCUACCCAAACAUCAUUCAGGACUGGUGAUCAUGAAGCUCCUUCUCGCAGUUCAUCACAAGACGUAACUGGCGCUGAAAAUGCAGACAAACCAAAAUGUCAUGUACAUAGUAAAAAUGUACCAAACAAAUUAGCUCGGGAGGAGCUGAAUGGAGGUGGUUUCUCUAAACCAGUGUCAGUAAAUCAAGGUGUAAGACCGUAUUCCCAGCAGAGAGGUGCAGGUAUUUUAACAGAGAAGCAGCACAUUCGUACAAAGCAUGUGGAUCUAGUAAUUGAUAUGAAGUUGAAAUCUGGAGAUAGAACACUGGUUUCAAGAACAGAGAAACUUGAGUUGCCAGGUUCUUGUAGUGGUGAUUUUGUUUCUCUGGAAACUCCUUCUCAGAAAACUCCAGUUACAGAUGAAAGUGGAAGUGUGGAAAGAGGAAGACUAAAUGUGUUUGUUCAAACACAGAAACAGGCAAAAACAGCAAACCAAAUGCACGAUUUUUCCUCAGAUUUUAAGAAUUUAAACCAUAAAGAAAAUAUACAGUUUGUGGAGAGCAAUAGGCAACAAAAUAGAGUUGAGAGAGCUCCAAUGUGCUGCUGUGAAUGCAAAAGGGAGUUGGAUCUUAUAGCAAAAGCUGUGAAAUCAGCAAAGGAAAACCAUUUUUCAAAACACAAAGCAGCAGCAGAGUCAGGUAUUUCAAAGAAGGAGUGUACACAGUAUGAGAAUUCAUAUAGAAAUUACAAAGUGGAGAAAGGAAGAGUUAUCAAUAAAGAUGGCAGUAGUCAGAGUACUGUUGGCUCUUCAUCACCAGUAAUUUCAGACAACUCUUCUCACGCAGUUUUUUAUCAGGGUGUUGGGCAGUUGGGAAUGGUCUCAGGAGGCACUGAUACAGCUGAUAAUUUAUCUUUAGCUUCAGCCAAACCUGUUUUCUCUGCAUCAAGAAGUACUAAUGUGAGGAGAAAGCACUUAAAUAUGAAUGGCAGUAAAAAGCCUUUGAAAAUAGAUAAAGGAGAACAAGUAAAUGGGCACAGUUUGGGAGCUCCUGCUACAUCUGAUAUCUCUGUGCAGGUUACAUCUGAUAGUAUACUCAGUGGUUACAAAAAUGCUGCAGGAAACAGAAGUGGUGGUUCAGGUGAUCAUGUUGUGAAAUGUGAUAAUGAAACCAGUGAAAGUAAGCGAAGUAAGAAUGCUCACUGUGAUAGAGAGAAGAAACUGGAUGAUUGCCAAAUGCCAGUAGAAAUUACUGGUUUUGGACAGAAAAGACAAAUGUGCCCUUGUUGUAAAAAAAGUGUGUCAGAAGAAAGUGUGUAUGCAUUAUCACAACAAUUCCUUGUGAAUUCUAGUCAACAAAAAGCAUGUCCUUGCUGCUAUGUCCUACAGAAAUAUUCCCAAAAAUCUGAAAGGGAAAUAGAAUCUCAAAAAACAGUUCAUUUAGUUUCUGAAGAUGUGCAUUCAAACAAUUCAAAUCAGAAUAAUUCUGGCAAAACAGAUGAAAUAAACAAUAACACACAGAAAGAAAAUGAAGAACAUUUUGACAUUGAUGAAGUUUCGAACUCUCCAGAUGGAGACUGUAAGCCACUUGCUUACAUUUUGGCGUUUGAACCUGCAGCUCCAAAUGCAGCAAAAAGAGAGGAAGAAAUGAGAAGAAAGUCAUUGGAGGUAAUAAAAGUUAAAGUUCCUUUGCUGCGACCACCCAAGAAAGGAGAAAUUACAACUACAGGAAACCAUUGGGGCAAUAUCCAGAAAGGAAAAGAAGGUAGCAAUCCAAUUAAUGAUGAAAAAUUAGGUCAUUCUGCUAGUUUUAGGGAUAGGGGAGCAACAGAGCAGAAAAUCUAUAAGACAACAUUGCAGGAGUUACUACGGUCUCGCCGUCCUGAUUAUGUGCAGAAUGCAGAAGAGAGGCGACACUGUGUUGCAGAGAUGACACGUCUUCGUGAGCAGCGGUUGCAAGAGUGUCGUAAUUUGCUAGCUGCAGGCUUAGCCCCUCCACCACCACCACCUCCAUCAUCUGUGGCAUCAGAGGUUCUUGUUAAUCGACGUCGAGUGUUCACCCAGAAACAGAUGAAAAGUUUGACGAAGCGGCACUAUCGUCUUUUACCAGAGACACAAAACAAAAAUUCAGAACGAAAGCGUAAGCAAGAUUUCCGCACCAAUAGACUUAUGGCUGAAAUAUUUGCCAGGAAACUUCAGAGGAGGGUCUUGAAAGGAGAAGUGAAUUUAUCAAACAGUGUCACUGUUAUAUCAAGCUCAGCCUGAAAUUUUGCAUCUCCUUUCAGGACAUACCUACCAACUCGUAUGUUAACUGUCAUUCUGGGCUUCCAACGUGGAAACAAAUUAAUGCUCAGCUAAGCUGUGUUCUGCUGUAAAGAAGGCUAUUUGUUUAUGUUAGCUUGGAGAACGUCAACAAAAAUGUUUUGUACAGCCAUAUUCAUUUGUUAUAUCGUCACUCAUGAUGACUGUUAUGUUAUUACAUGACUCUACAAUAUUUUAUAUGACUUUAUGGAUUAAAGAAUCAUGUUAC
Messenger RNA from Schistocerca serialis cubense, 5402 nucleotides. RefSeq lists its product as uncharacterized. NCBI's taxonomy places the organism in Eukaryota, Metazoa, Arthropoda, Insecta, Orthoptera, Acrididae. The transcript is spliced from 11 exons. Bases 275 to 5137 code for a protein of 1620 amino acids. The record is from RefSeq and is a predicted model, not a curated record.